UUCAAGUUAGUCUUAUAAAAUAUCGACCUCAAAAUUUUUGCAAGGAUCUAUAGAGAAACACAGAGGUCAGAGGCAAUGGCUGGGUUGCAAAGAUCUUCAGUGUCGUUUAGGAGGCAAGGCUCUUCAGGGUUUGUGUGGGAUGACAAGCACUUAUCAAGAGAGCUUGUAGACAAAGUAGCACCGCUGCUAAAAGAAGGAGGAGGAGGAGCACGACAAGACCAAGAGAAGGAUGAGAUUAUAGAGAGAGUUAGGGCACCAAAACCAAUCAACACCGUCAGUAGAAGCAGGUCCAACGGUGGGGGACGUGGCUACAGAACUGGGAAGGUCACGCCGGCUAUCGAACCUCCGUCGCCAAAGGUCUCUGCAUGCGGCUUUUGUGGCGGUUUUGGUAUACCGUCGAGAAAGAGUACUAAUCUUAGAGCAAGGGCUUGGUAAGCGUAGAUUAAGGUAGAAUUAGGAUAGCAAAAACGAUGUGAAAGGUUUAGACAACAAAGAAGGGGAGCCAAAACGAUGGUAUAUUUGUGAUGAUUUUUUUUUUUUUAUAAUUUACUUUUUUUAGUUUGAUUGGUUACAAGUGGAAUUUAAGUAUGGAUUUCUUCAGGAAAUCUCAAUCAUGUACGAAGGAAAUUAAGCUUAAAUGAAGUCUAGAACAAUUAAUUAUUAAGUUUUGGGCAA
Prunus persica (peach) is the source of this 675-nucleotide messenger RNA. RefSeq lists its product as uncharacterized. Lineage: Eukaryota; Viridiplantae; Streptophyta; Magnoliopsida; Rosales; Rosaceae. The record is from RefSeq and is a predicted model, not a curated record. The coding region runs from base 76 to 435 and encodes 119 amino acids. The transcript has a single exon.